ACCUUCCAUUUUUGUAGCUUCAACUUUGCAGCUGCUCUGUCUCUUUGGCGUCUAGGAAGAAAACUUUUCACAUUAAGAGUUGCUGAUGCGGAUUUUCUUUUCGUCCCCGUCUCUGCGUUGAUGAACGCCUGGAUCCUGACAGAGACUAUUUGGCUGUCUGCUUUGUAGUUCGGAAGAACUUGGGUUUAUAGAUUUCCCCCUAACUCUCAAUUGAUGUGUUGAGCUUCGGAGGAAAUACCACCUUCUCUAAAAGCAUGUUGUCACCUCAAGGCGUUCUCCUGCAUCCUUACGGCGUGCCUAUGAUCCUUCCAGCAGCUCCCUACUUCCCUGGACUGAUUCAGGGUAACCAGGACGCAGCAGUAGCCCCGGACACCAUGGCCCAGCCUUAUGCUUCGGCCCAGUUCGCACCCCCCCAGAACGGCAUCCCCGCGGAAUACACGGCCCCUCACCCCCACCCCGCACCAGAGUACACGGGUCAGACCACGGUACCGGAACACACGUUAAACCUGUACCCUCCCGCCCAGACGCACUCAGAGCAAAGCGCAGACACCAGCGCGCAGACUGUCUCAGGCACCGCCACACAGACAGAUGAUGCAGCACCGACAGAUGGCCAGCCACAGACACAACCUUCCGAAAACACGGAAAACAAGUCUCAGCCCAAGAGGCUGCACGUCUCAAAUAUCCCCUUCAGGUUCCGGGAUCCGGACCUUCGACAAAUGUUUGGCCAAUUUGGUAAAAUCUUAGAUGUUGAAAUUAUUUUUAAUGAGCGCGGCUCCAAGGGAUUUGGUUUCGUAACUUUCGAAAAUAGUGCCGAUGCGGACAGGGCGAGGGAGAGAUUACACGGCACCGUGGUUGAGGGCCGUAAAAUCGAGGUAAAUAAUGCCACAGCGCGUGUGAUGACAAAUAAAAAGACCGUCAACCCUUACACAAAUGGCUGGAAAUUGAAUCCAGUUGUGGGUGCCGUCUACAGUCCCGAAUUCUAUGCAGGCACGGUGCUGUUAUGCCAGGCCAAUCAGGAGGGGUCCUCGGUGUAUAGCACCCCCAGUUCACUUGUAUACACUUCCGCAAUGCCAGGCUUCCCGUAUCCAGCCGCCACCGCAGCUGCAGCCUACCGAGGUGCGCACCUGCGUGGGCGUGGCCGCACGGUGUACAAUACCUUCAGGGCCGCGGCGCCUCCGCCCCCCAUCCCGGCCUAUGGCGGAAUAGUGUAUCAAGAGCCUGUAUAUGGCAAUAAAUUGCUGCAGGGUGGCUACACUGCAUACCGCUAUGCCCAGCCUACACCUACCGCUGCCGCUGCCUACAGUGACAGUUACGGACGAGUUUAUGCUGCCGACCCCUACCACCACACACUUGCUCCAGCCCCCACCUACAGCGUUGGUGCCAUGAAUGGUUUUGCACCCUUGACUGAUGCCAAGACUAGAAGCCAUGCUGAUGACGUGGGUCUCGUUCUUUCUUCAUUGCAGGCUAGUAUAUACCGAGGGGGGUACAACCGUUUUGCUCCAUACUAAAUGACCAACAAAAUAACAAACAAACAAAAAACACCACCUUUCAAUGUGGGGAGAAAGGAAGUUUUCCGAAGCCUGAAUAUUGCAAUUCCUACAGUAGCAUAGCCUUUUAGCAACUCUAAAAAAAGAAAAGAAAAUUUAAAAAAUAAAGAAAAAAAAUUACAUUUUUUAUCUUAUACCUCAGAUAUUUUGUUCUGUGUAUUUUAAUAUCGUGGGUCUUUUAUUUCUGAAGAUUCCGUAGUUUGGUUGCUGGCUGUAGGAGUUUUGUUUUGUUUUGUUUUUUUUUCUGGUGGUUUGAGUUAGAGACAUACUAGAUAUGCACUAAUACAAACUGGCUUAAGGCCAGAUCCAGAGAGCACUAUAUCAUGUAAAUGACUGAUUAUAUAUGCUGAAUAUUAAGCUUAUGGGGGUUAUCAGCUGUUUGGGAGGAGAAGAAGUAACUUACAUAGUCCAUUUUCCCCUGCAUCUGCAUUCUUUUAGCUUAUGAAAGGAAAAGGGUGGGAGGUACUGGUCUGGGGUUUGGC
This is a messenger RNA of Chrysochloris asiatica (Cape golden mole), 2029 nucleotides long. RefSeq names its product RNA binding protein fox-1 homolog 1-like. The coding region runs from base 255 to 1508 and encodes 417 amino acids. Gene Ontology annotation, cellular component: nucleus; cytoplasm. The transcript is spliced from 13 exons. Gene Ontology annotation, biological process: regulation of alternative mRNA splicing, via spliceosome; nervous system development. Gene Ontology annotation, molecular function: mRNA binding. Lineage: Eukaryota; Metazoa; Chordata; Mammalia; Afrosoricida; Chrysochloridae. The record is from RefSeq and is a predicted model, not a curated record.